UUUGACGUCCCCUUCAUGAACGUCACCGUGAGAGAGGGAAUGACUGCAAUUUUACCAUGCUCUGUUAAAAAUCUUGGCAAACACCAGGUGAUAUGGACCGACCAGUGGUCAACGCUGCUGACCUUUGAGGACCGCCGCAUCAUAGACGACGAGCGCCUGAGUGUGGAGCGUCCGUACACCAGAGACUGGAACCUUCAUAUCCGCGCGGCCAAACACAGCGACCAGGGAGGGUACAACUGCCAGAUCAACACAACGCCGGUCAAAAUUAAAACCGUUCAUCUCAGAGUUCAAGUACCUGCCAAAAUCAACCAUGACGUAUCAUCCGAGGAUAUCACUGUUCGAGAGGGGGAUACGGUGACCUUGAUAUGUAAUGUCUCUGGCAUCCCUACGCCAACAAUCACGUGGUACAGACACAGGAUUACUGACGAUGACGUCGAGAAAGAAAGAAUAGGAAUGAGCGGCGAGGUCCUCCUCAUCCACAACGUCACUCGCUACUGCGGCGACACCUAUGAGUGCGUGGCCUUCAACGGUGUUCCUCCAGCCGCGAACAGGUUAAUCAAAGUCACCGUAGACUUUCCUCCAGAGGUUCGGCUCCCGAACAAGAGGAUCGGCCAGGUGAUGGGGAAAGAGACAAUCUUGGAAUGUAUGAUCACAGCAAAUCCCCUCGAGAUUAGCUACUGGUCGUGGAAAGGACAAGAAAUCCAGAACAGUGCCAAACACAGGAUAGAGCUUUACAAUGAUGCCGAUAAUACCAUCACUCUUAGCCUAAGGAUACGAGUUCUGGAUGAGGAGGAUUUCGGGGAAUAUACAUGUGCAGCCUCAAAUAUUCUUGGCAGUGACUCUGAGAGCAUGGUUCUGUACGACUAUACAGCCUAUCGGCGAUUGAUGAUGACGACAUCAACAACCACAACUACCACGACGGAACCAACUACAACCGAUCCUCGCCUACGUUGGCAAGUUGAGGAUCAACGUUACCCUCCUCACGUUGGUCGGAACGGCCACAACACUGACUACGACGUCAUUCAUCGAGUGACUACGAUGAUUAAUCCGAGGAACCAAAUUUAUUCAAGUUCUAAAGGUCGGCCAGUGACUUCCACCGGUACCAAGGGACAUGACACGUGUCAUAUAUACAGUGUUCUGACAGUGUUCAUAUUUCGCAUUGUGUUGUGAUUGA
Haliotis rubra (blacklip abalone) is the source of this 1174-nucleotide messenger RNA. Its product is annotated as limbic system-associated membrane protein-like. The coding region runs from base 16 to 1170 and encodes 384 amino acids. Gene Ontology annotation, cellular component: neuron projection. NCBI's taxonomy places the organism in Eukaryota, Metazoa, Mollusca, Gastropoda, Lepetellida, Haliotidae. The transcript is spliced from 7 exons. The record is from RefSeq and is a predicted model, not a curated record.